AGGAGAUGAAUACAACAUUGUUGAUAAUGAUCCAUUUUAUAUGGUGAUAUAUGACACAAUAUUUGAUAAUUACGCUAUCGUGUUGGACGCGAGAGACAAAAAUUCAGUAGAAAUGAAAAAGUUGCUAAAUUUUAUUGGUAAAGUUAGAAGCAUGGCUCUGAAGAGUUUGCCCAAAGUCCCUCCUAUUUGCAAGAAGGUACAUGACGAAAUAUUCAUUAAUCUUCGUCGUAACAAGAAGUUUGUAGCAAAAGAAGAAUUUCGUCGACUCGUAACGACGAAGUUUCCUGAGUUAGAAGGAGAGGCAUUCAAAGUACUAAUGGAACAUUUUGAUGAACGUGGAGAGAUAGUUGACUUGGAUGAUCGAUUGGUCAGUGACAUGCCAUGGUUGUGUUACUUUGUCAUCGGUGCGACUCUUGCCGACAAGAGUUCUCCUGAUUUUUAUGUCAAGUUGCAGACCGACGACGACGGAACGGCAACAAUAGCACAAAUUAAGGAAACCCUCAAGCGAUUUGGUGAGAGCAAAGGAGUUCAAUUUAAUGAGGACGUGAUGUUGGCCAUCCGUGCUCUCUGUCACUUGGGUCUCAGUUUAGAACAUCCGAGCAGGAAGGAUAAAAACGGCGAUCCUCUUUACAUUUUUCCUUGUCAUAUUAAGAAGAGCAUGCCAGCGAGCGCCUGGCAGCAAGAUGGGGCUAAGCCAGUGCACGUUGGUCGUCGCGUUCAAUGCAAGUACUCGCACCAUCUCAUCACUCCGGGCUCUUAUCCUGUCAUUCAAUGCGAAGCCUCGAAGAGCGAAUAUAUGAGUGUAAUAGAUCUGUGGGAUGGUGGCAUGAAAGUGCAACAGAGGCUCCAUGAUGUGAUGCCGCGCCAUUUACCGGCUGAAGCGCUGGUACAAAUUACCAAUAAGAAGAGAGCCAUUCAGAGUAUGGACGUGAUCGCUCGAGGUCCUCGCUACAGUGAAGGAGAUUGCAUGAUGUUGGUUGAGUCCGUUCUUGAUCUCAUGAUGAAAGUAUUUGACAAGAAAAGUUCAGGAACUGUUUUAGAGGCACAAUAUUUAAGUCAUGCUUCCAUCAGUCAGUACAGGGAAGCAAUCGUUUCUUACACUGAAAAAGCAGUCGAAACCGCUAAACGAGACAAGAAAACGGUCGUCACUCACGAGAAAGGCGAGGAUCGCCUGAUCGAUCUCGUUGCUGUUGAUUCUAGUCACAUUAUUCGAAUGAAGCCAAAGAUUCGUCAUCAAUUGUGCAAUGUUUUCGAUAGGCCAAAUAAAGAAGAGAAGCAGCCUUGCUUUAGAGAAGUGGGUAAAGCGUUAGGUAUGCCAUUAGUGUGUAGCAUGGAAUCAGCCAGUGAGAUGUUGGACACUUGGAGUCAAAACUUGAACGCUACCGAAGAUUAUCUUGUGGAAGUUCUGAAGAGGCCAGACAUUAACGGUAGAGAUGCAUUGAUGGUUCUUGGACAUCAGCAUCACAUUGCUGCCGAAAACAGCUUCAACUCACCUCCAGCAGAGCUAAGAAAAGAAGACGCAGCUUCACAAGAUGGUCUUUCUGUUCAUGACAAGGCAACUGCCAAGGAAUUGAAAGACCUUGCCAAAUCUCUGGGAACCCGUUGGGAUACUUUUGCAUCAGAAUUGGACCCGGAACUCUUCUCAGUUGAGAAGAUCACGGUAAUACAAAAGACGCACAGUAGUGUCUUUCUUCAAGCUCGAACCAUGUUGGAAGAGUGGAGUAACAGCCUGGCCGACAAGGCUACCCGGAAGUCGCUUAUCGAGGUACUUGUUGAAGAAAAACUCCUACUCCAAGCUAAUCAAGUCUUCAGCGAAAUUCUGGUGAAACAAGUGUAUCCACAAAUGUAAAAUUUUGUGUGGAGAGAUGUGACAGCCCGAUUAUUUGUAUCCUGUGUUGUAGAUUUGCAUUUCAUUACAGUGGGCAAAACAUGUAGAUGUAAAUAUUUUUAUAACGUGCCAAUACAUUUAUAUUGAGACUGAGA
This is a messenger RNA of Corticium candelabrum, 1983 nucleotides long. RefSeq lists its product as uncharacterized. Bases 41 to 1849 code for a protein of 602 amino acids. NCBI's taxonomy places the organism in Eukaryota, Metazoa, Porifera, Homoscleromorpha, Homosclerophorida, Plakinidae. The transcript is spliced from 5 exons. Gene Ontology annotation, biological process: signal transduction. Gene Ontology annotation, molecular function: protein binding. The record is from RefSeq and is a predicted model, not a curated record.